Messenger RNA from Trichosurus vulpecula (common brushtail), 3299 nucleotides. It is a transcript of the gene VPS33A, whose product is annotated as VPS33A core subunit of CORVET and HOPS complexes. Gene Ontology annotation, biological process: vesicle-mediated transport; intracellular protein transport. The record is from RefSeq and is a predicted model, not a curated record. NCBI's taxonomy places the organism in Eukaryota, Metazoa, Chordata, Mammalia, Diprotodontia, Phalangeridae. The transcript is spliced from 13 exons. Gene Ontology annotation, cellular component: lysosome; CORVET complex. Bases 93 to 1883 code for a protein of 596 amino acids.
GCCAGUUGUGGGCCGCGGGGCGCGGGGAGGGGGAGGGGACAAAAGGGGAAGGGGCGGUGGCGCCCACCGGCCCGGGCUGGGGCGGCGGCACUAUGGCGGCGCACUUGUCUUACGGGCGGGUGAACCUGAACGUGCUGCGCGAGGCGGUGCGGAGGGAGCUGCGCGAGUUCCUGGAUAAGUGCGCGGGCAGCAAGGCAAUAGUUUGGGAUGAAUACCUGACAGGACCAUUUGGAUUGAUUGCGCAGUAUUCGCUAUUGAAGGAACAUGAGGUGGAAAAAAUGUUCACACUUAAAGGAAGUCGUCUGCCUGCAGCUGACGUCAAGAACAUUAUUUUUUUUGUCAGACCCAGGCUAGAAUUGAUGGAUAUAAUUGCUGAAAAUGUACUCAGUGAAGAUAGGCGCUCCCCUGCGAGAGAUUUCCACAUUUUGUUUGUCCCACGCCGGAGCUUGUUGUGUGAGCAGCGUCUGAAGGAUCAGGGGGUUCUGGGAUCCUUUAUUCACAGAGAAGAGUACAGCCUUGACCUCAUUCCAUUUGAUGGUGAUUUGCUGUCCAUGGAGUCCGAAAGUGCUUUUAAAGAGUGUUAUUUGGAGAAUGACCAGACAAGUCUGUACCAUGCAGCAAAAGGACUGAUGACUUUGCAAGCCUUGUAUGGAACCAUCCCCCAGAUCUUCGGGAAGGGGGAAUGUGCAAGGCAAGUGGCCAAUAUGAUGAUCAGAAUGAAGAGAGAGUUCACUGGAAGCCAGAAUUCGAUAUUCCCCGUCUUUGACACCCUCUUGCUGCUGGACCGUAAUGUAGACUUGUUAACUCCUCUGGCCACUCAGCUUACAUAUGAAGGCCUCAUUGAUGAAAUUUAUGGCAUUCAGAAUAGUUAUGUGAAACUGCCUCCAGAGAAGUUUGCUCCUAAGAAGCAGGGAGAGAGUGGGAAGGACCUGCCCACCGAGGCCAAGAAGCUUCAGCUCAAUUCUGCAGAGGAGCUCUAUGCUGAGAUCAGGGACAAAAACUUCAAUGCCGUGGGCUCGGUUCUGAGCAAGAAAGCCAAAAUCAUCUCGGCAGCAUUUGAGGAAAGGCACAAUGCAAAGACUGUCGGGGAGAUUAAACAGUUUGUCUCACAGCUGCCUCACAUGCAAGCCGCAAGAGGGUCCCUGGCAAACCACACGUCCAUCGCAGAGCUGAUCAAAGACAUUACCACUUCUGAAGAUUUCUUUGAUAAGCUAACAGUGGAGCAAGAGUUUAUGUCCGGAAUAGACACCGAUAAGGUCAACAAUUACAUCGAGGACUGUAUCGCCCAAAAACACCCACUGAUCAAGAUACUAAGGCUGGUUUGCCUUCAGUCUGUGUGCAAUAGUGGGCUCAAGCAGAAAGUGUUAGAUUAUUAUAAAAGAGAAAUUCUCCAGACAUAUGGCUACGAACACAUGCUGACCUUAAACAAUCUGGAGCAAGCCGGAUUGCUCAGACCUCAAGCGGGUAGUAGAAACAAUUACCCCACAAUCAGGAAAACCUUGCGGCUCUGGAUGGACGAUGUUAACGAGCAGAAUCCCAAUGACAUAUCCUAUGUCUACAGUGGCUAUGCACCUCUCAGUGUACGAUUAGCUCAGCUGCUUGCUCGGCCUGGAUGGAGAAGUAUUGAGGAAGUCCUGAAGAUGCUUCCAGGCCCCCAUUUUGAAGAACGGCAGCAGUUACCAGCAGGAUUGCAAAAGAAGCGUCAACAAGGAGAAAACAGAGUUACUUUGGUCUUUUUCCUGGGAGGUGUGACCUACGCUGAAAUUGCUGCCCUGAGAUUUCUAUCUCAGAUGGAAGACGGAGGUACUGAGUAUGUCAUUGCUACCACUAAACUAAUGAACGGAACCAGUUGGAUAGAAUCUCUGAUGGAGAAGCCUUUCUAAAUCCGGAACGCCAAGCCAUCUUCGACCAGCAGCAGCAAGUGGCAGGAAGUUGCCCCUUGGAAGCAGUUGCUAAAGGAAAGGAAGAGUGAUGGAUUAAUGGCUGGAGGAUGCAGAGUUUGUGAAAUUACUGUCUGUUUUCAGUGCUGCUUUUCUCUGGUGGCUUCUGGAGUCCUUUUCUAUUUCAGAAGGCACAAAAAUAAUGGGACAUUCAGCCUGUGGUAAAAGAAACAAAACACCCGCAUAUUCAGAGUUGGGGAUCCUCAGUAGAGGCCCCAGGGAAUUGUAUCGGGGGGCUCAGUGAGGUUUGGUUUGGGCUGGUUCAAGCUCGGAGCCAAUGAGAGUGAAAUAGAAAUGGAGACUCCAUCCCCUCAUUCCUGUGCUGCUCUCCACGUCUGAGGUCUGACCAGGCUUGCUGGGGUAAGUGUGAGCAGGCCAAGGCCGGCCCAGAGGCUGCUGGCUCCGGGAGGGUUCUCCCUUCAUUCUUCACUUUGCAGGCCUCCCCUCCAGCUAUUGUCUCCAUGGGUGCUGCUGCAGUGACUCCUGCUAAAGACUUUUGGGUCAUGGUGGCUCAGAAAUGAGACCAGUGUGGUCACACCAAGCAGGAAUAGAAGCAGCGUGUACCUGAAUGCUUUAAAUCUGCCUACCAUCUCACUCCCUUCCAGUAUAUGGGAGAACUGAGGGGCCCGAGCCCCAAGUAGGACCAAGAAGAGGCUGAUGGGAUGGCUUUGCUGGCCUUCCUUUGGCUCUGAGCUGGCUACCAGAGACACUGCCAUUUCUGGGAAGGGAGCAGGGGCGGUUGUGUCUUCCAUCCUUGCUGCUCACUCAUGAUGCUGGUGCCCAAGGCUAGAGUCUCCUGGUAUAGUCUCCGUCACUGAGCAGUAACAGCAAAAUCUGAAGCAGGGGCAUUUUAGUGGGACCACUACAUGUUAUAAACCUUGAUUAGAAGAGGAAGGGAGAAACUUGAGAAGACUUGGUGUGCCAGAAUAUCUAGCACUAAAUGUCCCUUUUCGGUAUAGUGAGGAUGAGAAACGUAGGGUGCUUAGAGUGAAGUAACAGUGAUGGGAUUAACUUAGUCUUCUUGCUUUGCCCUUUUAGGGUUUGGAAUAAACAACUCAACAAUCCUAAUUUUAGAAAAAGUCUUUAUCUGGUCUUUAUUAUCGCGGAGAGAUUUGCUUAUGUCCCUUGGUCCACAGCCAUGUUAUAAAAUCAAAUAUUUCCAGUUUUAAAUUAGAGUUCAGUCAUGUCUCUUGACUACAUAUUCUUCUAUUUACAGGCAAGUCAGUUGUGUCCUACCUGCUAACCUUCACUUCCUUCAUCCUCUUUGCUCUAAGCAAAGUUAAGUCAGGUUUCAAUAAGUUAGAAAUGUUAACUGCUUCAUUCACGUAUAAAUAAAAAGUAACUGCUUGUUAAUGCUCA